CAAAAAGGUCUCGAAAUUUAAAAUGGUGGAAGAGCUUGUACAGACAUGCUCGUACUGUUCUUGAUUUUUUUUCUAGACUGUCUAGACUUUAUAGAAUUAGAAACUUUCAGUUGCAUUUGAACAUGUCCUACGGGUAGCAAAGUGCUUGUCACUUCAAUAAAUACGAUGUCCAAAAACAAUGGCCGUUUGGCAGUUAAUUUAAAAUCAGCAAAAUGUCCUUUAAAUGCUGGUCAACAGACUCGCAAUCAGCACCACCAGCCAACAUACAUCAUCAUUUACAAGCAAAAAGAAAAUUCUGACAACGUUAAUACUGAUUCGACCAAGAACGAAGACACGACACAUGACGUUGUACGGAAGAACUUGACCGACAUCGACGUAGACAAUUACGACAGCAGCUUUUCCGCAGCAAAGAUUUUUUUAGAUGACGAAGAAAAUAGUUUGCAGUGUAAGACUGCAGCUAACUGUCAUGAAUCACUGAAAUGUUUAGAUUCAAAUUUCAUCAAGAAGAAAUUGUUUCAGAGCAGAUUUUCACCCGCCACAUCAGCAUGCAGUUCUCUGACAUCUGUACAUUCAAAUAUUACCUCAGUCGUGACACCAGGCAGCAGUAAGGAUGAGCAAGACAGUGGGGUCUUCUGUACACCCACCUCUGGUGAAAAUCUGAAAAACCACGCUGCUGUACGGAAAAUAGUUCUCAUUUCACCGGACAUCCAAACUCCACUGAGAGUUCAGUCUUUGGCAUCUCAGACUCUACAGGCAUGCACUUCAUCUCCACAGUUUUCUCCUGGCUUUUCAGUGCCACGAUUUCCGCUAGCCACUUCAACACCAGUGACUGCAGCUGAUGGUCAUUGUCAUGAUAUUGCAGAUACCCCUGACUCCGGUGCUUCUUUGACCACCUCAUUCUCAUGUAGUACGCCGGGCACACCAUUUGGUACUUCGGUUGUCAACCUUUCAACGGCAUCUGCCUCGUCAGUGUCAUCAGGACUUGGCCAUCUUCAGGUUUCAGAAAAGUUGUCAGAUAAUAGGGAGAAUGAUGGGAAAGUCUCACAAACUGAUCUCGAGGCAGUCAACACACAUGGCUCCAUGAAUGAAGAACAAGAUGACAUAUGUCUGGACACAUCUCUGGCCAACAUCCACUGGCUUAAAGGCUAUUCCUUACCAAAGAAGAAACCAGCAGCAAAGCCAGCAACCAGUCAGGGUGUGGGUAUUCCGUGGAUGUCCAGUAAUCCUCCUACAAGGAUACAGUCCGAUCUAGGUGAAAUCAAGAGAACUGAACAGGAGUCUGAGCAGUGUCAGAGGCCACCCUACUCGUACAUGACUCUCAUCCAGAUGGCGCUGCACAGUCGAGACGACAAGAAGAUGACCCUCAAGGAAAUAUGCUCGUGGGUGGAAACAACAUUUCCGUUUUACAAGUACACAGCUAAACCUGGUUGGAAGAAUUCGAUCCGACACAACCUUUCCUUCUACCAAUGCUUUGUGAGAGACCAGGCCGAAAAAAAGAAACAUGGUGCGCACUGGACUCUGCAGCUAGAUGAAGCUGAAAACGAACACACAGCAGUUUCAAGUAAAUCUACAGAUGUUUAUGUUCCCCAAUCGAUGACUGCAAAUGAUGUUCCAGGCAUGAUUCCACUGUUUGUGAACUCGCCAUUUCUUCAGCAGGCUAAUGGUUCUUUACAGUCUUUUCAACUUGAUUCAUGUAAUUCAAGAAAAAGAAGAACAGGACCGAUGCCUAUUCUCCCUCGACCUUCUCCAAUGCAAGCUUAUGCCCUGGUGCCCAUACAGAGCGUCCCUCUACAGACCAUGCAGAACAACCCAAUCAUUGUACACGUACCUAACUCACUGCCACAGCAACAGGUCCUGUCCAACCUGGUUCCCGUCAUCCCAUCUGUCCACACAGACUCUUAUCAUACUCAAGCCAUCACUCUAGCAUCUUCAGUGAACUCCGUCCAUUCAUCCUGUCACAGUCAAGGCACCUCAUUCCUAUCUCAACAACAACUGAAUUCUGUCUACACACAACAGUCUCAAAAUAUGACAAUGAUAACAGUGACUCCAAGGGAGUGUUCGGUCGAGACGAGCACUACAAACUACAGCAAAAUACAGCUCAGUUCGGUGCAGAGAGUGAAAGAGGAAGAGCAAACGGAACAUGAUGGCAGAAACGUCAUCAGACAGGCCUGGUCACAGGCCAACAAGUCGACUUGUGAAAGCCAGGCUCCAUUCUUUCAGUCUUCGUCCCCUCAUAGGCAUAGUUGUGAACAGAUGAAUGAUCCAUUAUCAGAGUUUCGUAGUGAAGAAGUCGAACAAAAAUCAAAGCGACAAAAGACUAAUGCUGGUUUGCCCAAGCCAAAAAUGUAUAUCACUCGUCCAAAGAAAAAAACGAGAAGUCGCGUUAAAAAACAACUACCCAAAGUUUUGGAGGAAAAGGAAUUGUUGGCGGAUAGUUCCGAUUCAGAAUCUGAAAAUAAAAUUUUCAGUGGACUUCCGACUCCUCUGCGGUUAUUGUUUGAUUCCGAUAAUACUAACGGUGAACCACGCAUUACUUCCACUCCUCUAAGGAAUGUUUCAUUUUCACCUGACCAGCUUCCCUCGCCAAUACGUGGACUAACGCCUUUAAAGUGUAAUCUUUUCGAUGGCAGCUUUCUGGACAAUCUUCACGAGGAAGCAACAAGAACUAUAAAGUUGUUUGGUUCUCCGAUAAACUGUGACACACUUAAGACUGGUAACAGUUCCUUUUCAGAAUACGGCAUUGUGCAAAUAUCCCCUGACAGAGGUUUGAAAGGCCAGAAUGACAGCGAUAACAAACACAGUUUGUCGAAUCUCUUAGCCGAUUUCCCAAUUGACGCAAACUUCAUGGAUGAUGGCGACGGUCUUCCUGUAGAUUUUUCAGUGCUCAACUGGAGUAAUCUUCAACAGCAGUGUUUGAACAAGAGUGGUAGUCCCAGUGAUUCAUAGCAACUGUUAGCUUAGGUCUUUGUAGAACUUAUCAUAGCUGUCACAAUCUACUUAAUAAACUCAUUGGUGGGUGGUUUUUACUGCCAAUUUUAAAAUUUUAUAUGUGAACUGUUAGUGGACUAAAUAGUGCUUGGCGAUUUUUCAUCAAUGUUUUUUUUUUUUUACAUUUUCUGACUUUGACAGACUAAGAUGUUUUAAUAGCUGAAAGUAAACAAAACCUAUUGUUAUUUCUGCAAUAUGGGGUGGGGGGGGUACGUAAAUCAUGGAAUGGUAAUUACAUGGAAAUUUUUUUUAAAUAUAUUAUAAGUCUUCGUUUGAUUAGAACUAACUAUUUUUUUAAAUAUUCUUGCAGUGUUUACUUGGCUUCCUGUAUAACAUGGAAGCUAUAUAGCUGAUACAGUUGUUUGAAAAUAUAGUGUGUGAAUAUUUAUGUUAAUAUAUUUUCUGUUAGAAAUUAGAACACUAGCUUUAAACAUUUCUUUGAACAUGCAAUGUUCAAGGACGUGUAAAUGAAUUUGUUAUGUACAUGUAUAUGUACACCUGUUUAAUAAAGGUAUACACCAUAUAAAAUAGA
Gigantopelta aegis is the source of this 3520-nucleotide messenger RNA. RefSeq names its product forkhead box protein M1-like. Gene Ontology annotation, biological process: regulation of DNA-templated transcription; G2/M transition of mitotic cell cycle. The transcript is spliced from 7 exons. The record is from RefSeq and is a predicted model, not a curated record. Lineage: Eukaryota; Metazoa; Mollusca; Gastropoda; Neomphalida; Peltospiridae. Bases 166 to 2946 code for a protein of 926 amino acids. Gene Ontology annotation, molecular function: sequence-specific DNA binding; DNA-binding transcription factor activity.